CUUUCUGAACCAGGUGAGGGCAACCCGGAGGCAGAAAUAUCGCGAGAGUGGCUACCUCAUGUCGUAAAGUGCCUUAACAUCUGCCGUAGAGGCAUGAUGGUCGCCUAGCAGCAGCUUCCAACGGUCCCGCUGUCUCGGGCGCCCGGCAGAGAGGGUGAACAAAGAUGGCGCCCAGUCUGGAUUGGGUUCAAUUAAUGAAAGUCGAUCCAGACUCAUUGCCAAGUCGAGAGAAACUGGCAGAUAAGUUGUUGGAUACAAUAUCCAAGGUUGAAGGAAAUGAAUUGACAACAGAAGACCCAGAGAAGCUGAUUCAGCUUUUUCGGCUCACCCAGUCCUUAAUGAAGAUGAAAGCACAAGAGGUUGAGUUGGCUCUUGAAGAAGUUGAAAAAGCAGGGGAAGAACAAGCCAAGACAGAAAACCAGCUGAAAGCAAAAGUUCUUAAGCUAGAGAAUGAGUUGGAGAUGGCUCAAGUGAGUGCUGGUGGGCGUGAUACCCGAUUCUUGCGAGAAGAACUUCGUCAAGUGGAAAACCAACUGCAGUUCAAAGACCGGGAGGUUUCAGAAAUGGAAAAAGAGCUAAACAAGGAAAAGAAAAUUGUUGAGCAAGUGGGAAUUCGAAUUAAGGAGAUAGAAAAUGAAAACAACAAACUAAGAAGAGAGAAUGAUCAAUUACGCCAAGAUGUUGUUGACUAUCAGAAACAAAUAGAUUCUCAGAGGGAGACUCUUCUUAAUAGAAGAGGAGAUGAUUCAGACUGCAGAAUACAGCUGUCCAAAAAGAACAAGGAGCUUGCACAAUAUUUGGAUGAAAUUCAGAAUUUAUCUGAAGCCAAUGAAAAGCUGGAGGCACAGAACAAACAGUUGCAACAAAAACUGGAAGAGUCCGUGCAAGAGAUGGACAAGAUGACUGAUGAAUACAACAAAAUGAAACUGAUUGUGCAGCAAUCUGACAGCGCUAUGGAUCAAUUCAAACGAGAAAAGGGGCAGCUGUUGCUUCAGGUACAAGAUCUGACCAACCAGCUGCAAGCCACAACUGAGGAAGAUGAUCCUGUGAUGUUGGCAGUAAAUGCAAAGAUUGAGGAAUGGAAGAAAGUAUUGUCUGCCAAGGAUAAAGAAAUCAGCGAGUAUCAACAGAAAUUGCAAGAACUUCGAACGAAACUAGUAAUUGCUGAGUUUGAUAGUGACAAGAGCAGCGUCAUUACUCUCCAACAGGUCCUGCAAGAACGUGAUGAUCAAAUUAAGGCUCUGGUGGGACAAAUAGAACAGUACACCAAAGAAGCGAAUCAUAAUGUACAAAUCAUUGAAGACUUGAAAAUGCAGCUAGAGAAAGAAUCAAGUUUUCCAACACUUAAUCUGCAGUCCAAAAUUGGGUUGCUCCAGCAAAAGACUCAGGCAGCAGAGCGGAAAGCAUUUGAAGCAAAGCGAAUGGCUGACCUUGCAGAGAGAGAUGCCAGGGAAAAAGACAAGGAACUGGCAGAAACGCUGAUACAUCUUAGGGCAUAUGAAUCAGGUAUUUAUGGAUUGGAAAAUGCUGUUGCAGAGAUUAAGGAAUGCAAGAACCAUAUCAAGAUACGUGAUCAUCAAAUAGAAGCAAUGACAAAGGAGAUAAACAAGCUUGAAAUGAAGAUAAAUGAUCUUUUGGAUGAAAAUGAAAAUUUCAGGCAACGCUUAGGCCUCGACACAAAUGAAAUAAUCGAUCUAAGUGAGUUUAGGAAAACCAAGUACUUGAAACAGCAGCAGUUUCAAGCUGAGAACCAGGUCCUGCUAAAAGAGAUUGAACGCUUGGAGGAAGAAAGAUUGGUGUUAAAGAGGCAAAUUCGUAGGAUGGCUCAAGAUAAAGGCAUGCGAGCAGGUGUGGGAGGAAUUUCAGCUGAGGAUCUGGGAUUGGUGGAUUCGUUUAAUGAGAGGAUAAGUACUAGCAAAGAGACAGAACUGUCAAGCUCAUUCAACUUUGAAUUAAACCAUAAGAACCGUCAGAUACGAGGGGAGCUACUGAACAAAGAAGGAGCAUACCAGAAUGCAGAAUUCGAACUUGCCAAGCUCAACAGGCAAAUAAUGCAGAAUGAAUAUAUUUCAAGAGAACUGGAAGUAAAGGAAAAAGAAUUGGAAGAAACGAGGACUGAAGUCGCUCAACUAAAUGCCAAAUUAAAAAAACUGGUAGAAGAGAAUAAACAAUUUGAAAGUGGUAUGAAAGACAUUUUACAAGCCAUAAAGAGUACGCAAGUGGAAACCAUUUCAAAAGGUGGGGAAGAAAUUCUUAAGAUAGAAAGUCUGGAGAAACUAGUUACAGCAAUUGAGAGAAAGAAUACCACAGAUAAAUUCAACAGUGAUGUUCACCUGAAAGCACAGUUAGACCAGCUUAUGGGGAGAAAUGACGAACUCCGACAGGAGCUGAAAGAGGCUCGCAAAGAGGCUGGCAUAGCUGGCAACCAGCUAGCAAAAGCUAUUGAAAGGAUUACAAAUCUGGAAAGUGAGCUAACUUUAUUACGUCAAUCUGGAGGAUGCAGUGUUGUGUUCCAACCUCUUGCUCUGCCAGAAGGAAUAGUACCAUCUAGCAUUGACAUCAUCAAUACACUGAAUGAAUAUUUGGUGCAACUUCUACAGGAAAUCUCAAAUAAAGAAAAAGAAGGAAAAAAACUGCAAGAGGCCGCUGAAGAUCACAAACGCAAAUUUGCAGUGAUUCGUCAUCAACAGGGAUUGCUGUAUAAGGAAUAUCAAAGUGAAAGGGAAUCCUGGCAAAGGGAUAUUGAAAAAGUUGAAGAAGAAAAGAAAAAGCUUGAGGAUUUAAAGCAACAAGAUCAAGUGAAAAUAGAGCAAUACAAUCAGCUACUAGAAACACUUCAGGUAGAUCCAGAUGAAAUGAAGAAGAAGCUUGCAGAGCUUACUAGCAAGUUAACUGUGCUGCGGGUUAAUGAAAGUUCCUUAACAAGGCGUUAUACGACCCUGAUGGAAAUGGAAAAGCACCUAAGGAAAGAAAAUAACAAGCUCAAGAAUGAAAUAAUAGCCAUGGAGGCAGCAGUUAGUGAAAGAAUUGGAUACCUGCAAAGAUUCAAGGACAUGGCUAGUUUUAAAAUUGCUGCGUUGCAGAAAGCUUUGGAUGAAAGUGCACCUAUAUCAGACCUGGAACGAGCUAAUAAGCAAUACAAUGAACUCACAGCUAAGUAUAGAGAUCUGCUGCAGAAAGACAACCUGCUAGUCCAGAAAACUACUAACCUAGAACAUUUGGUGGAUGAAAAUACAGUGCUACGUGAGCAGAUCAGUGCUUUAAACAAGGAGCUGGAAAUUACAAAGGAAAAGCAGCACACAUUGGAGCAAGCCCUAGAAGAAAUGCAGAAACUAGGAGGUCCAACUGCUAUGGAUAAAGAAAGAAAGGCAAUUACCAACAGUGAAAUUGUGUCCAUCUCCAAGAAGAUUACCAUGCUGGAAAUGAAAGAACUAAACGAACGACAAAGAGCGGAGCAUGCUCAGAAGAUGUAUGAACACGUGCGAGACACACUCAAACAAGUUGAAGAACGAAACUCGGAGCUUGAAUCCAAAUUCGCUGAAGUAACCAAAAUAAACCUGGAGGCCCAGAGAGUGGAACAAAACCUACGAGAUGAGUUGGCCAACAGUGUAAGCCAAACAGUGAGUAAUGCAGACAGGAGCCGCAUCACAGAGCUGGAGAAAUCAGAAUCUGAGUUAAAAGUUGAGGCGUCCAAGUUAAGAGAUAUUGCCGAUGUAGCGAAAAUGCAGGUUGCAGCCUUGGAAGCCCUUCAGCAGUCUAGGGAGAAAGAGGUGGAGGCACUUAGGAAGCAAGUACUUGAUUACCAGGCACAGUCAGAUGAGAGAGCUCUCAUUGCAACAUUGCAUCAACACAUUAUCGCGUUGCAGGUGAGUGAAGCCACUGCUGUUAGCAAGCUGCAGGCAUUUGCAAGUAAGCUGCAAAAAAUGGAGGCCUGCAACCUGCGGCUGAUGCAGAAGCUCGAUGAGAAGGAUCAGACCCUUUUCCACACCCGGCUAGAAGGCACGAACAAGGCCAAGCACCUGCGACAGACUAUUCAGUCCUUACGCAGGCAGUUCAGUGGAGCCCUACCUCUUGCACAACAAGAGAAGUUCUCAAAGACAAUGAUGCAGCUGCAGGACGACAAGCUGAAGAUAAUGCAGGAUGGUAAACGUUCCCAAGAGGAGAGGAGAGUGGCAGAGGACAAGGCAUUGGAACUGCAAAUGAAGCUGAAAGGGCUAGAGGAAUUGAUAGGAACAUUAAAGGAUGCAAAAGGAGCACAAAAGGUAAUUGAAUGGCACAAAAAAAUUGAGGAGCUCCGUCUCCAAGAUCUCAAAACAAAUCGAAGUAUAAGCAAGCAAAAGGAAGAAAUAACUUACUUAAACAAUAUAAUAAGUGAGCUGGAGCACACCAUCAACAAUCUAGAAGAAGAGACGGUUCAACAAAACAAGCUCCAUGAAGAACGGCAGAUAGCAUGGGAUCGCAGAGAGUUAGAACUACAACAUCAGUUGGAUACGUAUGAACAUCAACAUAACGAAAUACUGAAUGCAGCUCAAAAGUUUGAGGAAGCGACUGGUUCAGUCCCAGACCCUAAUAAACCACUUCCACAGCAGCUAAAUGUAGCUCUGCAAAAGAUCAGAGAGCAUGUCUUCAUAAUUCUUGAAACACAAGCAACCUGCAAGACUCUAGAAAAGAAACUUAAAGAGAAGGAGGCAUCUCUGUGGAAGGCAGAACAAAAUGUGCUCUCCCGAGACCAAGUAAUAAAUGAGCUCAGACUUCGACUGCCGGCUACAGCUGAGCGAGAAAAGCUGAUGGUGGACCUCAGUAAGAAGACAGAGGAUGAUCCAGAAAGUAGGAAGGCCCUGAAAGUGGCUCAUCAAACCAUUGCUAACCUGCAGGCCAGACUGGAUCAGAAGGAGGAAGUUCUACAAAAGUACCAACAGUUGCUGACAAGAGCUCACCAGGACCAAGAAGAAAUUGCGAAGAAACAUGAGGAGGAUCUUAAAGUUUUGCACCUGAAACUGAAUUCAUAUGCAGAUGCAUCACUGAAUAAAUUUAAACAAUCUGCAAUGGAGCUGAUGGAGAAACCAUCCCUUCCAGUUCCAACAUCCAAGCAUCUGGCACGCCUGGCAGAGUUGGAACAAACAGUGGCAGAACAGGACAGCUCACUGUCAGCGCUUGUGGACAAACUGAAGAGAGCAACCAUGGAACUAGAGAAACAGAAAGAUAUUAAUCAGCUGAAAGUGAAAGAGCACAAAAUGGAAAAAGCAAAUCUUGAGGAGAAACAUUCAACAGAGGUAAAGAAACUCUGCAAUGAACUAGAUGAGCUGAGGUGCACCCAGCUGCAGAUGGAGAAGGAGGUGCAGUACUUGCAAACUGAACUGGAGGAUCAGAAACGAGCGAAUACAAGAGCACCCACCGCCACCAUGAAGAAUUUAGUGGACAGGUUAAAAGGUCAACUUGCCUUGAAAGAGAAGCAGCAAAAGGCUCUGAGUAAGGCACUGUUGGACCUUCGAGCUGAGAUGACAUCCCAAGCAGAACAGCAGAUUAUAAACCAGGCUGCACAAAAGGAAGGACACCUCAACGUGCAACAAAUUGUUGAUAAGCAAACUAAAGAACUGAGGGCACGUAUAGAAGAUCUGACAGACCAACUCACAAUAGCUAAGGACAGCGUGAAGGCGUGUAAGAGUAAGGAACUGGCCACAGCAGCUGAAAUAGACAAUUUAAAUGGAGAACUUCAGAAAAAGCUACGGGUUCAGAACAAAUUACAAGCAGAGAAAGAUGAGCUGAUGAAAGAGAAUGAGGAACUGAAGAAAAAAAUUAAGAGGCUGUGCAACAGCUUGCAGACGAAGACUGAGACUGACAAUAAACAGAGCACAAUAGAUGAACUGCAGAAAAAGGUUAGAAGAUUGGAAUGCGAACUAGAUCAGAAGAUGGCAUCUGAGCAAAUGGAGAGAAAGGUUUUGAAAGAGGACAGGACUUCAAAGGAGGAAAUAGUGAGGUGGGAAGAAGGCAAAAAGUGGCAAUCCAGAUUGGAAGGAGUGAAACAUAAGCUGAAAGAAAAGGAGAAGGAGCUGGAAACUAUGACCAAGCAGAUCACCACUCUAAAAGAAUUAUAUGCAAGGGCUGAUCAGGAAAAGGCAAUUUUACAGAAGAAACUGAAAGCUCGUGGAAUUACAGCUGACCAGGUAGUAGGUGUCAGAACCAUGGAAUGCAAUCAAGAGAUUGAAGAUUUAAGGAGAAAAAAUACAGACCUUCAAGACCAGAUUAUGAGAAUGAGGCGACAGCAAGCUUUACCACGGGAUUCAGUUGUGGAAGAAUUAACUUUGAAAAAUCAAUAUCUGCAUGAAAAAAUCCAAGCUUUAGAAAAGCAGCUGUCAAAAAGUGCACUUUCCAUUCCAUCAACUUUGGAUCCCAAUGCAGACUUUAAAUCCAAAGGAUCUGCACCCAUUGAUGCUAUUAGUGAAUUCAGGACUGAUGGAAGUGUGAAAAUUGAAACAAAGAAGAAAUAUUUUAAGAAAUCAGCAUUGGCUUUGAGAACAAAUGUUAAAAUUUGCAAUGAACAAGAAAGUACAUGUUCAAAUGGGACUGGAGAAGCUGCUGGCCUUGUCAGUAAAUAUGAUAAGCAUUCUAAUGAUACUACGAUGCACUCAAGUUUGAGACAAGAGGAUGUCUGUACUGAAAUCCAGACAGAGGAGCCUUUGGCAAAUCAGACAGGUUCUACUGCAGAUGGAGGUUAUGUAAAUGGAGAACAGCCCUCUAAGAAACAAAGGGCAGAAAUAGGCCAGGCAGCUGAAAAGGAAAAAUCAGAACCAGAAUCUGAUGAUAACUUGAGAGAUGACAUAAGACAGUCGGAAGUAAAUGCUCCUCUGUUGGAUUCAGCAAGUGAUGGAGCGAUCACAUGUAGCAAGAGUGAACCAAGUUCUGCAACAGGGGAAGAAGUUGAACAGAUAAUGGAGGAAGAUCCCACAGAAGAUCAGGGAGGGACAGAAUCUGAGACGCGCAGAAUCCCUGAGAAAGAACUCCAGACCUCUGGAAUGGGAGCUGAUGCUUUAGCUCAGAAGGAACAAGAACUUCAGAGAGAGAAUCUCAGGCUGGCUGCAGAGAAUGUGGAGCUGCGUUUUCAACUGGAGCAGGCUGACAAGGACUUGCCACGAUUAAAGGAUCAAAUCGUUAAUUUGCAGGAAAUGUAUCAACUUCUCAAAAAAGAGAAAGCAGAAUUGGAAAGAAAACUUGGAAACAUGCGAGGGUCCGGGCGCAGUGGCAAGACAGUGCCUGAGCUGGAGAAAACAAUUGGUUUGAUGAAGAAAGUGGUGGAAAGAAUACAGCGAGAGAAUGAAGAGCUGAAGAAGGGUCCAGGAGUGAUCUCCAGUGAGAAACAAGCCUGCCUUGAAAUGGAAAAUAAUAAGCUUAAGUCGGAACUUGAGAAAUUAAAAUCGCAGGUGGCUGGCCAACUGAGUUUAUGUAACGAGUCCAAAACAAAAGGUGUGGAAAAGAUCUUAGCUGAAAAUGAGCGAUUGCGAAAGGAACUCAAAAAGGAAAGUGACUGUACUGAAAAACUGCGAAUUGCUAAAAGCAGCCUGGAGAUUAUGAACGAGAAGCUAAGCCAGCAGUUGGAAGAGACCAAUAACCGAUUAAGUUUUGCUGAGAGUAGGGGUCCACAAGUUGAGGCCGCAGACAGCAAAAGUUGGAAAUCCAUUGUAGUCACAAGAAUGUAUGAGAGUAAGAUAAAGGAGAUGGAGACAGACAUUACAAAAAAGAACCAAAACAUCAACGAUCUUAGACAGCUGCUGAGAGAAUCGACCGAUAACAAGCAAAAGUUAUCAAAACAGAUAGGAGAACUGGAGGAACAGGUUGAAGUUCUUAAGCAUUUCCCUGAAGAAGCUAAAACAGAGCCAGGCCUGACCAGAGAACUUCAGUUAUUAAGAUUGACAAAUGACCGAUUAGAAAAAGAAAAAGCUGAACUUCUGCACCAUUUGAAGGUCUGCAGGAAGCAAUCAGAAGGCAGCAGUGGCAGCAGCAGAAAUGUUUGCGAUGAUGUAUUAGGCAGUAACGAGGACAAACUGACUGGAGAACUAGUGGAAUUGCAAACUCAACUCAAAACAUCAGACUUCGAGAAACAACAACUGCAGGAGGAGAUACAGCAGCUGAAAAGGGAACUGAAGAACUUUGACCCUUCCUUUUUUGAAGAACUUGAGGAUUUGAAGUUCAAUUACAAUCAGGAAGUCAAACGGAACAUUCUUCUUGAAGAACAAUUAAAGAAAUUGGCGGAGCAGUUUGGGGUCCAAGUGACCAUCCCAGAAAAUAUUUCCACUGAUUAAGAUGUGCAUCUCCAAAGUUCAGUGUUAGACAUGUCUUUUGGAAGACAGAUCAUCAAGUUCGGCAAUUCUAUUUGUAAUUUAUAGAAGUUCAGCAUACCGUCUCAGACCUGUCUCAUUUGUACUUCCAGUCCAUUAACAAGUAUCUAGUAUUCUUUUUUUUUUAGAAGUUCCAGUUAUCCCCUUGCUUUCACAGCCUUUUUUUUGUGGGGGGGGAGGGAAGAGUGUUCUAGGUUUCUGCCAUCACCCUGUCUGUAGCAGCAGUUAAUCAAAGGCUGUUUUAUUUUUCUCAAUUUAACCAAGGUUCAUGUCCAAAGCAGGCAUGAGGUGGUCUGCAAGUGCUGGCAAGACAGCAUGUGGAAAACUUGUCUCUUUGAACUUUGUAUUUUUCAUUUUCCCAUGGAGACCAUAGAUCUUUGACACAAGCGCUCAAAGAACAUUUGAUGCUAAUCCAUUUAGAAACUAGGGCUCUGAAAAGUAGUAGAGAUUAAGAUGCUGAAGGAGCAAUAGUGCUUCUCACUCGUACAGAUGGACAACUAUAGAAAUCCCAACGAGGAACCAGCUCAAGUCCUGUUGUUUACAGACUCAUCCCAGAUAUUAACCAAGCAAAUCUCGCUGUAUGUUUCAUCCCCGCUUUGUAGUCAGGCUCCACCCCAUUUACCAAACACUCAGCCUUCAGUAAUAGUACCAAGAUGAACAUAGAAACUCAUUUUUAUUUGAGGUUGAUUCUACAGAACCUCCUAUCCUCAUUACCAAAGCCAGGGAAGUCAGCCAAAUAACUUAAUUACAAUGUAUAUAGAACAAAAGAUCUGUGACAGUGAUGGAAGUUUGCAGGCUUGACCAUACUUCAUCUGUCUUUAACUAUCCAGUUGCAUGUAUUGACAGUCACAAGUUAGCUCUGCUGCCUACAGCACCAGACAAUAGUUAAGAUGUAACCAAUUUCCUUUUCAGUCUCUGCAACCUAUUUUCCUAUCGUGCAGAAUAGGAGAUGCAUACAUGUUCCUGUAUGUUUACAUGUUAAAACUGAGGACUACUGAUCUAUUUAAAGACUAAAGAUUUAUCAACACUUCCCACUCGCUAAGGACCAGUUACUUAGUGGUUAGUACUUUUAACUAAGGCCUGUAAUCAGGCUAGAUUUUUGUUUGGCAAUUAUUCAAAUCAUCUAUUUUGAAUAAAGUAGUCACAUAGAGAAAAGUAUUUUUGUAGAAUAUUUAUAUGUUGAUUAUCUCUCAUACACUAGAACAGUCUUCACAGAACAUGGUUUUGUUAUUUAUUAUCGUCAAAUACAGUUGAAGAUAGUUUGUUAGAGGGAGUUUUGCUCUGUAUCUUAUUUAUUUGGAAAGCAUGUUCCAUUUCUUAGCAUAAGUGCUCCUCACCUUCUCAUUUUAGUAAAAAGUGAUUUAAAAAAAUCAUUUAAGUAACCGAGUGUCUGCUCUAAGUUGAAUCUUUAUGGAUGGUUUAAUACUAGACUGCAACUUUUGUACACUUUUGAAGCAAAAUUAACAAAAUCACAAAAGUAUCAUUUAGGUCUGCUGUCACAAUCCAUUUGGGAAAGCACACUGAUACUUGAGCCCCAUUACUUCUGCAAUCAUCACAGUUAAAAGAUUUAAAACAAUUGCUCAAAGUCUCCAGUUUUCCUGUCUUCUGAACUCAGGUUAACUGAAAACUACUAUUUACUAUAAAUAAAGCAAUUCUAAUCACAGGUAAAAAUAUUAUCAACUUAUGACUCUCUAACUUGAAUUCUACCCCUUUUUUAAACCACCAUGUACACAACCCCAAAGUUUUUUCUUUGUCUUUGGGCGGAGAAAAAUAAUUUAGGGGAACAGUUCAAUAAGGACCAGUCCACAGUCAUGACGACGACUCCUGUGACUCGCAGAAAUAGCCAAUUUCAAAACCAAAAUGAACAGGCUGGGCAAAACUGCACUGAACAUACAUCCACGGUGUGAAUGCAGGAAUCGUUCCCCCAUCGCUUGAACAAAGUAGAAUUGUAAAUAAAACUCAAUGAUUCAGUGCAUGUCCUGUUACAUUAAAAGUCCUCUUGUCUCCAAUCAGCUGAUUUCCAUAUUCCAUCAGUUCUUUACUAAAGACUGUUGGAAAUUGCAGUCCCUUCAAACCUCAAUUCACUAAGUAUUUUGUGUAGUAUGUAAUCUUGUUUGAUUCUGCUACAGUAGUAACUGGCCUUCUACAAGCAUAAACAAUAAUAGUUUCAUGCACACUACCCUAUAAUGUGUAAUUUUUUGAAAAUAAUGAAAUUUGUUCUGAGAGAGAGGGGAAAAAAAGGGGAGAAAUAAAAAGGUGACUUUGCAACUGAUGAACCAAAACAAGUAACAAUUUAGUCGGGUUGGGAUACUCAUUUUCCUAAAUUACAGAUAUAAAACAGAUUAUUUCCUGCAACUACCCUUCCCUCCUCAUGUGUUGUAGAUUAAAAACAAAGUGCUGGAAAAACUCAGUGGGUCCAGCAGCAUCUGUGAAGAGAAAGCAGGUCUCACGUUUCAGGUCCAGUGACCCUUCAGAAAAAGUUCUGGUAUUGUUGCUGGCAAACUUCAGCAUCCACAGAGAUGCUCUCUUAACAGAUGCUGCCAGACCUGCCUGAGUUUCUACAACACUUUUUGUUUCAAAUCUCCAGCAUCCACACAGCAUUUUGUUUCUAUUUGUUUGGAUGUUGAUUAGGACACAGGGACAUUGCUGCGCUGGGUAUUAUAUCGCAGGCAUUUGACCCAAGAGGGCAUAAGGCAUUGAUUUAGCAUCUCGUCUCCCAACAGUGCAACACUUUUCCCCAAAUACAGGCUCCAAAAUAUUUCUUACAGAAUCCCAGAGUUGCAAUCGCAUUAAGAACUGUUUAAGCUGAAUGAUAGGACUUAAAGGAAUCAAAUAAUAAAACAGUACACAAGUCCCAGCUGGCAUGAUUCCAACUACACCCAUCAUGAGUUGGAAAGAACCCCAUUCUUGAACCCUGCUGUCAAAAUCCUGGACCUGCCACUAUAACAGCACCAUUGGACCAUUUUCACCACACAGACUACAGCAGUUCAAGGAGGUGGCUCAGCGUAAAUGCCAGCCUUGCCAAAGACACCCCAAGCAGAAAUGAAAAGGAUUAUUUUAAUAGAAGCUUAAGAACAUGUCAUACAAAAAUGUGGUGAACUAGCAAUCACCAAUGCAUAGUAAAUAAUACUGCAGCACCAAACAAAACUUUAAAUCUCUCAAACCAAGGGCAAGAUUAAUACAUGCAUCUUUUCAACAGUAAAGCCAAAUUACAGCUUUUUAAAGUUACAAAGAGCAGUUAACACAUGGUAUUAAAAAAAGGUACAAAAUCUAAUAGUUUGCUCCUAAACGCAGUCAAUGCCUUCAUACAUGGACCGAGCUGGAUAGCACAGUUUGAGGAAAUAAGUCUGGUUC
This is a messenger RNA of Stegostoma tigrinum, 11687 nucleotides long. It is a transcript of the gene cep290, whose product is annotated as centrosomal protein 290. The coding region runs from base 165 to 8297 and encodes 2710 amino acids. Gene Ontology annotation, biological process: kidney development; camera-type eye development. The transcript has 55 exons. NCBI's taxonomy places the organism in Eukaryota, Metazoa, Chordata, Chondrichthyes, Orectolobiformes, Stegostomatidae. The record is from RefSeq and is a predicted model, not a curated record.